UGUGUUUGAUUGGGUUGGAGCUGAAAUCUGUAGGAAGGUAGCUCUCCAGGAGCAGGGUUGGAGACCACUGCACUAAGCAGUGUUAAUUUAACACUUAGGAUUUUACUGUGCAGUAUAAAGUCAAGUUUGUGAUCACAGAUUUAGAAACAGCAGAUGCUUAGUAUUACGUUGGAUCUGUCAGCACAGAGGUGUAAGCAUGUCGAAUCAAAUGGUAGUCAUGCAGCCACGGCCUGUUAUGGUCUUUAGUGAUUCUGAUCAGUGGGGGUCUGGUAUCUGUGACUGUUGUGACGACGUGCCUGAAUGUUGCUUUGCUUAUUGGUGUUUCGCGUGUUUCACGUGCAUAAAAGCAAAGAAAUACGGCGAGUGUUUAUGUCUCCCCCUGCUGGAUUUCUGUGGCAUCGUCCCACCCAUAACCAUGUCCAUAAGGGUCUCAAUGCGCCAGCGUUAUGGCAUUAAGGGUGACAUGUGUAAUGACUGUUUGGUGGCCACAUUCUGUAGACUCUGUGUUUGGUGUCAGAUGUCACGAGAGAUGAAAGCACGAGAUCUACAGAUCACUCUUGUUGGUGCCAGGAAUUUGUAAUGCGUUUGGAAACAGCUAUGCUGUCGUAUAAAUAAGAAUCUUGACGCACUGAAAAGGCAGAUGUUUAUUAAAAUAACUCCCUAACUGAAUCAUUUUUAUAUUGCAUUAAGAUGCUUAUAAUAAUGAAGAUUUUUGGUAAAAUUCCUGAUGUAAUUUGUGAUAACACAAGGAUGUUUAGGUUUUCUUUUUCUACAUGUAUUGUGUAUCUUUAAUGUCAGUUACUCAGUUUUUAAUCAGCAUCACUAAUAGCAUGACAAGUGUGAUCAGCUAAAUUAGAUGUGAUUGUGUUGUAUAUUUGUUACAAUAGUGAAUGUCACUGGUUAAAACAUAACUAUUAAAACAUUUCUGUUUUUGUCUUUUAAAGCUUAUUAAACAAUGCAGAAAUAAAUACUCUUUUUCAAAAUG
Molecule: messenger RNA, 985 nt
Organism: Cyprinus carpio (common carp)
Lineage: Eukaryota; Metazoa; Chordata; Actinopteri; Cypriniformes; Cyprinidae
Product: cornifelin homolog B-like
Source: RefSeq, a predicted model, not a curated record